CCAUCUCAAAAAAAAAAAAAAAAAAAAAAUUACCUGCUUUUGCAUGUAGAUUUGGUAACUUUCACUUUACAUUUGUGAAUGUGUAAUUGGUGCAAAGUAAAUUUUUUUUCCUGCAAAGUGAAAGUUGAGUAGUCACAAUCAUGUUAUUUAUUUUGUUCAUUUAGUUACUUUGCUUUUAAUGUGUAUGAGCAUGAAUACAUGCUCUUGUAAACAAUUUUAAAAGACAUUCAAAUUUUUUUUUAGUUUUUAUAUACUCAGAAUAUAUUUUGGUUGUUAAAUUAUGUUCCCUUUUUCACAGUAACAAAAUCUGACUCAGGAGAAAUAUAACUUAAUUCUUAGGAAAACAAGGGUAAGUGAGCUGGAAAGCAAAAGAGACAAAAAGUCAAAUAUAUUUAUUUACAGUGUACAGUUCAUGUUUCUGAACAUAUUAAUUUUAAAAUGUCUUAAAUUACUGAUCUCAAAACUUUUUUCUAUAUCAAUACAGAUAAAUAAAUAAAUACACAUAUUAGGCAAAAGCAACAUCACCAACCUUAUAUUUCCCAUCCAUGGUCAAAUUUUAAAAGGAGAGUAAAAGCUGAGCUUUACUGACAUAUUUCCUAAAAUGAAAGAAUUCUCAGAUGAAUAAUUUUUAUAUCAGCUAUUCUUAUAAGUAUUUAUCAAGAACGAAUCUGGAAUCUUCUCAAAGCCUGUGAGCCUCUGUUAAGAAUGAUUAAUUUAUUUUAAAUAAAACCAUUAAAAAUUAAUAAAUUUUAUUUUAUAUUCUGUAAUGUUUAGGAAAUCUCCCCCUCCCUAAGGUCAAGAAGAUAUUAUUUUAUAUUAUUUUCUAAAAUAUUCAUAUUUCCCUUUCACAUUUAUGUCUUCAAUAAUCUAAAAUUCAUUUUUUUUCCUGUGGGCUUGUUUUAUUUCUAUCUUUAAGGAUGUCCAGUUGUCCCAGCAGUUGAGACAACUGUUUAUUGAAAAGUCUGUGCCUUUCCCAUUGAUAUUCAGAGCUACUUCUAUUCAUAUAUCAGUUGCCUAUAUAUGUAGAGUCUGUUUCUGGAAUAACUAUUACAUUUUGUUUGCUUCUGUCAGGUUCACAGGGACACUACCAGUCUGGUACCAUGUUAAACCAUGUUCUAGGCUUGAGAUUUUGUUUCAACCAUCCAGUGAUGUGAAUCUGGGCUCCAAGUCUGUGUAAAAGCUGGUUUGUAUUUACACCUUCACUUUCUCUUUCCAUGAUGAGCACUCAAGGCAAUGAUGUUAGCAAUAUCCUGAGGGUUCUUUUCACCCCUCACUAAAAGUAUAACCCUUUGAGGUCCAUCCUUUAUUAGAGAAAGAGUGACCUAUCUACCCCUUGCUUGGGGAAAACUCUAUGUUUCAACAGUUUCUUCUGUCUUCUGCUCCUGGAAGCAUGAAGAAUGGCACGAAAAUGGAAGUUUUAGUAUUUCAAGGAUAAAGAAUAACUCUAGAACAAGAGUUGCUUUGGGGCUAAACCUAUCUCCUAUAUUCACUUAGAUUUGGCUUAAAAAGCCCAUACUAUUUUAUUAGCUCUUCUAUGCUUUUUAAAAGUUUUUUAAAAAAUUAAUGUGGGUUUUUAAUUCUUUGUCAGUGGGAGGGUGAGUUUGAAUAAACCUUUCUUCCACAUGAGAAGUAUUUUACAAGUUGUUUGUCAAAUUUAUAAGAAAAUGAUCAAAUCUUCUGUGACAAAAAAAUGGACAAAUAUUGACCAUUGAGUGUGAAUGCCAUGGUGAUGCUAAUUCUAAUUAUUUUUCUUUUCUUUUAGCCAUACCUUCAGAGUGUUAUUUUCCUUUUUGUCAUAAGGUGUCUGGAAAUGAAGUAUGGAAAUGAAAUAAUGAAUAAAGACCCAGUUUUCAGGUUGGGAAAAUAUUAAUUGAGAUCUGAAUGUAAUUUAAAUAUUUAGUCUUUUUAAAUUUAUAAUUUCAUUUAUUUAUUUGUUUGUUUUUAUUUUUGAAAAUAGAGACAGGGUUUCAGGUUGGGAGAAUACUAAUUGAGAUCUGAACGUAAUUUAAAUAUUUAACCUUUUUAAAUUUAUAAUUUUAUUUGUUUUUAUUUUUGAAAAUAGAGACAGGAUCUUGCUAUAUUGCUCAGAUUGGUCUCAAACCCCUGACCUCAAGUAAUCCUCCUGUUGUGAUCUUAAAUAUUUAGUCUUUAUUGCAGUACAUUUAACAUCAGUUUAUUAAAAUGGAUUUACUACCCAACACUUGGCUAAGCAUGUUGUACAGUGCUAUUUUCAGAAAAAGAAAACAGAAUUAGAUUGGAUGCAGGGAUAUUUAGUUUCUAAGUCAUAGGUUCUGAUUUUAGGCAAGAUGAGUUUUUGCCCUGUACAUCUCUGUAAGUAGUGUUUAAGCAUCAAAGCUUGCUUUUCUCCUGGUUGUGGCCAUUAUGGGUCCCUAAGGAGAAGAUACAGUAAAAACUGGUUCCAUAUAAAACCAAUUAGGAUGAUCUUUUAUGAGGAAUGUGGUCAUGAUCUGGAUGGUGACAGACUAAAAGACCCGUAUGUCUACAUUUGAGUGAUUUAAAAGAACGAAGCGACAGAGCCAGUUGACAGAUGGGAUACAAUGUUUUAAAGAGAAGAAAUAGUCAAAGAAGAUUUCAAGGGACUUGGCUACUGGAGGUGUUAUUACUGCCAAGAAGAAUCUUGUAGAAUCUCUCCACGGAGUUGAGAAAGUCAUCCCAAUCCAGAGGAGCCCGAAGAAGAAGAUGAAGAUGUUCAAGCUGAAAGAGCCCAAGCAGCAAAUGCACUCACUGCUUCAAACUUGGAGGAGGAACCAGUCAUAACUGCAAGCUGUUUACACAAAGAAUAUUAUGAGACAAAGAAAAGUUGCUUUUCAACAAGAAAGAAGAAAAUAGCCAUCAGAAAUGUUUCCUUUUGUGUUAAAAAAAGGUGAAGUUUUGGGAUUACUAGGACACAAUGGAGCUGGUAAAAGUACUUCCAUUAAAAUGAUAACUGGGUGCACAAAGCCAACUGCAGGAGUGGUAUGUGACAUGUGAAGGAAAUUUUAUUUUAAAUAUUGAUGACAUCCUUCUAUUAUUCCUAUCAGCAAAUCAAAUAUCUUUUUAAAAAAUAGAUGAAAGAAUUUAUAAAAUUUCUCUUGCGUAUUAAAAAAAUAUUGCAGCUUAAUGGCCGCUUUUAUCUCCUUUAGUAGAAGGGGGAUUGGAGCAAAAACCAAAAGUGGAUGUGACAUUCAUUGUCUUGUGUAGGUGAUGUUACAAGGCAGCAGAGCAUCAGUAAGGCAACAGCAUGACAACAGCCUCAAGUUCUUGGGGUACUACCCUCAGGAGAACUCAUUGUGGCCCAAGCUUACAAUGAAGGAGCACUUGGAGUUGUAUGCAGCUGUGAAAGGACUGGGCAAAGAAGGUGCUGCUCUCAGCAUUUCACAGUACAGAGAGAAGUCUCACAAUUUGUAGCAGGAGGAAGGGAAAAAUAUGUCAUUUCUUCAUUAUAUGUAAAAAGAAAAUUAUAAACAAUGUCUUUAAAUUUUCAUGCAAAUAAAAUGAUUGAAAUACCUGAAUAAGAACCAAACCAUAAGAUUUAGCAUUUAUGAAAAUGUUAAGGAAGCUUAAAUUUACUAUCUAGAAUAAUAGUGCUUAGAGUUUCCUAUAGUUGUUUUAGAGAGGUCCAUUUGCCAUAUACUUCAUGUAUAAUCACACUGUUUUUUGUCAGAUUGGUGGAAGCUCUCAAGCUCCAGGAACAACUUAAGGCUCCCGUGAAAACUCUAUCAGAGGGAAUAAAGAGAAAGCUGUGCUUUGUGCUGAGCAUCCUGGGGAACCCAUCAGUGGUGCUUCUAGAUGAGCCGUUCACCGGGAUGGACCCCGAGGGGCAGCAGCAAAUGUGGUAAGGAGAGUGAAUAUUAAGUGUCAGAGUCAAGAGAAUACCUCUAGGUUUUUGUUUUUGUUUUUGUUUUGUUUCUUUGUUACAUUUUGCUCCAUUAACCUUUGAUGUGCACAUCUUCUAUUAUGUAAUUCAGUGAAACCUAAUAUAGCAUUCAAAAUUCCUGCAGGAGGGAAAAAAUAGAUAUUUUAAGACCCAAAUAAACUCUUGAUUAUAUUUGUUUGGAUUUCUCUUUUCUUAUUCCUCUUCCCCCUGUCUUUUUAUUUUUCCAUUUCAUUUUUCAUUUAUUGAAAGUCAUAUAGUGUGAUAUUUCUCUGUUUUUUACUCCAGCUUUUCUACUUUUCUUCCCCAGUAGUGCAUUAUUUUAACCAAUACUCUUCUUUUUUAUGAAGCCUAUUAAUACGGUACUAUCAUUAGGUAAUGUAGCACAAUUUUUAUUCUUUUUCUCUAUGGCAAAGAUUUUCUCUUGUAGCUUAUUUAUUUAUUUAUUUAUUUAUUUAUUUAUUUAUUUGUAUUACUUGACACAGGGUCUUGCUCUAUCACCUAGGCUGGAAUACAGUGGUGCAGUCACAGCUCACUGCAGCCUCGACCUCCUGGGCUUAAGCGAUCCAUUCAUCUCAGCCUCCCAAGUAGCUGGGACCACAGGCAUGUGCCACUAUGCCUGGCUAAUUUUUAAAAUUUUUUGUAGAGAUAGGGUUUCACCAUGUUGCACAGGCUUCUUGCAUCCAACAUAAUAUUUUCUCUUUAGAUUUCCUGCUUUUUUCUAUUUAUCUAUUUUCCAAAAUUACUUUCUAUAUGCAAACAAUCCCUUACUUUAUCUUUAGGCAGAUACUUCAGGCUACCAUUAAAAACAAGGAGAGGGGCACCCUCUUGACCACCCAUUAUAUGUCAGAGGCUGAGACUGUGUGUGACCGUAUGGCCAUGAUGGUGUCAGGAACGCUAAGGUGUAUUGGUUCCAUUCAACAUCUGAAAAACAAGUUUGGUAAAGAUUAUUUACUAGAAAUAAAAAUAAAAAAUUUACCCAGGUGGAAGCUCUCCACACAGAGAUUUUGAAGCUUUUCCCACAGGCUGCUCGGCAGGAAAGAUAUUCCUCUUUAAUGGCGUAUAAGUUACCUGUGGAGGAUGUCCACCCUCUAUCUCGGAACUUUUUCAAGUUAAAGGCAGGUUGUGUUCCACCAUGAUUACUUUCUCCUUCAGUGAAUAGGCUAAAUGAAUAUGAAACAAAAAAGUGGAUAUCAGCAAACCAAAGCACUUCUGUGCAAGAAUUUUCUUAAGAAAUGGAGGAUGAAAAGAGAGAGCUUAUUGGAAUGGGGCCUCUCAAUACUUCUAGGACUGUGUAUUGCUCUGUUUUCCAGUUCCAUGAGAAAUGUCCAGUUUCCUGGAAUGGCUCCUCAGAAUCUGGGAAGGGUAGAUAAAUUUAAUAGCUCUUCUUUAAUGGUUGUGUAUACACCAAUAUCUAAUUUAACCCAGCAGAUAAUGAAUAAAACAGCACUUGCUCUUCUUUUGAAAGGAACAAGUGUCAUUGGGGCACAAAAUAAAACACAUAUGGACGAAAUACUUUUGGAAAAUUUACCAUAUGCUGUGGGAAUCAUCUUUAAUGAAACUUCCUCUUAUAAGUUAUUAUUUUUCCAGGGAUAUGACAUUCCAUUUCGGAAAGAAGAUUUCUCAGCUCAUUGCUGGGAUGGAUAUGAAGAGUUUUCAUGUACAUUGACCGAAUACUGGAAUAGAGGAUUUGUGGCUUUACAAACAGCUAUUAAUACUGCCAUUAUAGAAAUUACAACCAAUCACCCUGUGAUGGAGGAGUUGAUGUCAGUUACUGCUAUAACUAUGAAGACAUUACCUUUCAUAACUAAAAAUCUUCUUCACAAUGAGAUGUUUAUUUUAUUCUUCUUGCUUCAUUUCUCCCCACUUGUAUAUUUUAUAUCGCUCAAUGUAACAAAAGAGAGAAAACAGUCUAAGAAUUUGAUGAAAAUGAUGGGUCUCCAAGAUUCAGCAUUCUGGCUCUCCUGGGGUCUAAUCUAUGCUGGCUUCAUCUUUAUUAUUUCCAUAUUCAUUACAAUUAUCAUAACAUUCACCCAAAUUAUAGUCAUGACUGGCUUCAUGGUCAUAUUUAUACUCUUUUUUUUAUAUGGCUUAUCUUUGGUAGCUUUGGUGUUCCUGAUGAGUGUGUUGUUAAAAAAAGCUGUCCUCACCAAUUUGAUUGUGUUUCUCCUUACCCUCUUUUGGGGAUGUCUGGGGUUCACUGUAUUUUAUGAACAACUUCCUUCAUCUCUGGAGUGGAUUUUGAGUAUUUGUAGCCCUUUUGCCUUUACUGCUGGAAUGAUUCAGAUUAUCAAACUGGAUUAUAACUUGAAUGGUGUAAUUUUUCCUGACCCUUCAGGAGACUCAUAUACAAUGAUAGCAACUUUUUCCAUGUUGCUUUUGGAUGGUCUCAUCUACUUGCUAUUGGCAUUAUACUUUGACAAAAUUUUACCCUAUGGAGAUGAGCGCCAUUAUUCUCCUUUAUUUUUCUUGAAUUCAUCAUCUUGUUUCCAACACCAAAGGACUAAUACUAAGGUUAUUGAGAAAGAAAUCGAUGCUGAGCAUCCCUCUGAUGAUUAUUUUGAACCAGUAGCUCCUGAAUUCCAAGGAAAAGAAGCCAUCAGAAUCAGAAAUGUUAAGAAGGAAUAUAAAGGAAAGUCUGGAAAAGUAGAAGCAUUGAAAGGCUUGCUCUUUGACAUAUAUGAAGGUCAAAUCACGGCAAUCCUGGGUCACAGUGGAGCUGGCAAAUCUUCACUGCUAAAUAUUCUUAAUGGAUUGUCUGUUCCAACAGAAGGAUCAGUUACCAUCUAUAAUAAAAAUCUCUCUGAAAUGCAAGACUUGGAGGAAAUCAGAAAGAUAACUGGCGUCUGUCCUCAAUUCAAUGUUCAAUUUGACAUACUCACCGUGAGGGAAAACCUCAGCCUGUUUGCUAAAAUAAAAGGGAUUCAUCCAAAGAAAGUGGAACAAGAGGUACAACGAAUAUUAUUGGAAUUGGACAUGCAAAACAUUCAAGAUAACCUUGCUAAACAUUUAAGUGAAGGACAGAAAAGAAAGCUGACUUUUGGGAUUGCCAUUUUAGGAGAUCCUCAAAUUUUGCUCUUAGAUGAACCAACUACUGGAUUGGAUCCCUUUUCCAGAGAUCAAGUGUGGAGCCUCAUGAGAGAGCGUAGAGCAGAUCAUGUGAUCCUUUUCAGUACCCAGUCCAUGGAUGAGGCUGACAUCCUGGCUGAUAGAAAAGUGAUCAUGUCCAAUGGGAGACUGAAGUGUGCAGGUUCUUCUAUCUUUUUGAAAAGAAGGUGGAGUCUUGGAUAUCACCUAAGUUUACAUAGGAAUGAAAUAUGUAAUCCAGAACAAAUAACAUCCUUCAUUACUCAUCACAUCCCUGAUGCUAAAUUAAAAACAGAAAACAAAGAAAAGCUUGUAUAUACUUUGCCAUUGGAAAGGACAAAUACAUUUCCAGAUCUUUUCAGUGAUCUGGAUAAGUGUUCUGACCAGGGAGUGACAGGUUAUGACAUUUCCAUGUCAACUCUAAAUGAAGUCUUUAUGAAACUGGAAGGACAGUCAACUAUCAAACAAGAUUUCGAACAAGUGGAGAUGAUAAGAGACUCAGAAAGCCUCAAUGAAAUGGAGCUGCCUCACUCUUCCUUCUCUGAAAUGCAGACAGCUGUGAGUGACAUGGGCCUCUGGAGAAUGCAAGUCUUUGCCAUGGCACGGCUCCGUUUCUUAAAGUUAAAACGUCAAACGAAAGUGUUAUUGACCCUAUUAUUGGUAUUUGGAAUCGCAAUGUUCCCUUUGAUUGUCGAAAAUAUAAUGUAUGCUAUGUUAAAUGAAAAGAACGACUGGGAAUUUAAAACCGAAUUGUAUUUUCUCUCUCCUGGACAACUUCCUCAGGAACCCCGUACCAGCCUGUUGAUCAUCAAUAACACAGAAUCAAAUAUUGAAGAUUUUAUAAAAUCACUGAAACAUCAAAAUCUACUUUUGGAAGUAGAUGACUUUGAAAACAGAAAUGGUACUGAUGGCCUCUCAUACAAUGGAGCUAUCAUAGUUUCUGGCAAACAAAAGGAUUAUAGGUUUUCAGUUGUGUGUAAUACCAAGAGAUUGCACUGUUUUCCGAUUCUUAUGAAUAUUAUCAGCAAUGGGCUACUUCGAAUGUUUAAUCACACACAACAUAUUCAAAUUGAGUCAAGCCCAUUUCCUCUUAGCCACAUAGGAUUCUGGACUGGGCUGCCGGAUGGUUCCUUUUUCUUAUUUUUGGUUCUAUGUAGCAUUUCUCCUUAUAUCACCAUGAGCAGCAUCAGCGAUUACAAGAAAAAUGCUAAGUCCCAGCUAUGGAUUUCAGGCCUCUACACUUCUGCUUACUGGUGUGGGCAGGCACUAGUGGACGUCAACUUCUUCAUUUUAAUUCUCCUUUUAAUGUAUUUAAUUUUCUACAUAGAAAACAUGCAGUACCUUCUUAUUACAAGCCAAAUUGUGUUUGCUUUGGUUAUAGUUACUCCUGGUUAUGCAGCUUCUCUUGUCUUCUUGAUGUAUAUGAUAUCAUUUAUUUUUCGCAAAAGGAGAAAAAACAGUGGCCUUUGGUCAUUUUACUUCUUUUUUGCCUCCACCAUCAUGUCUUCCAUCACUUUAAACAAUAAUUUUGACCUAAGUAUAUGGAUUACCACCAUGGUAUUCGUUCCUUCAUAUACCUUGCUUGGAUUUAAAACCUUUUUGGAAGUGAGAGACCAGGAGCACUACAGAGAAUUUCUACAGGCAAAUUUUGAAUUGAGUGCCACUGAUUUUCUAGUCUGCUUCAUACCCUACUUUCAGACUUUGCUAUUCGUUUUUGUUCUAAGAUGCAUGGAACUAAAAUAUGGAAAGAAAAGAAUGAGAAAAGAUCCUGUUUUCAGAAUUUCCCCCCAAAGUAGAGAUGCUAAACCAAAUCCAGAAGAACUCAUAGAUGAAGAUGAAGAUGUUCAAGCAGAAAGAAUAAGAACAGCAACUGCUCUGACCACUUCAAUCUUAGAUGAGAAACCUGUUAUAAUUGCCAGCUGUCUACACAAAGAAUAUGCAGGCCAGAAGAAAAGUUGCUUUUCAAAGAGGAAGAAUAAAAUAGCAGCAAGAAAUAUCUCUUUCUGUGUUCAAGAAGGUGAAAUUUUAGGAUUGCUAGGACCCAAUGGUGCUGGAAAAAGUUCAUCUAUUAGAAUGAUAUCUGGGAUCACAAAGCCAACUGCUGGAGAGGUGGAACUGAAAGGCUGCAGUUCAGUUUUGGGCCACCUGGGGUACUGCCCUCAGGAGAACGUGCUGUGGCCCAUGCUGACGGUGAGGGAGCACCUGGAGGUGUAUGCUGCCGUCAAGGGGCUCAGGAAAGCAGAAGCGAGGCUCGCCAUGGCAAGAUUAGUGAGUGCUUUCAAACUGCAUGAGCAGCUGAAUGUUCCUGUGCAGAAAUUAACAGCAGGAACCAUGAGAAAGUUGUGUUUUGUGCUGAGCCUCCUGGGAAACUCACCUGUCUUGCUCCUGGAUGAACCAUCUACGGGCAUAGACCCCACAGGGCAGCAGCAAAUGUGGCAGGCAAUCCAGGCAGUUGUUAAAAACACAGAGAGGGGUGUCCUCCUGACCACCCAUAACCUGGCUGAGGCGGAGGCCUUGUGUGACCGUGUGGCCAUCAUGGUGUCUGGAAGGCUUAGAUGCAUUGGCUCCAUCCAGCACCUGAAAAACAAACUUGGCAAGGAUUACAUUCUAGAGCUAAAAGUGAAGGAAACGUCUCAAGUGACUUUGGUCCACACUGAGAUUCUGAAGCUUUUCCCACAGGCUGCAAGGCAGGAAAGGUAUUCCUCCUUGUUAACCUAUAAGCUGCCCGUGGCAGACGUUUACCCUCUAUCGCAGACCUUUCGCAAAUUAGAGGCAGUGAAGCAUAACUUUAACCUGGAAGAAUACAGCCUUUCUCAGUGCACAUUGGAGAAGGUAUUCUUAGAGCUUUCUAAGGAACAGGAAGUGGGAAAUUUUGAUGAAGAAAUUGAUACAACAAUGAGAUGGAAACUACUCCCUCAUUCAGAUGAACCUUAAAACCUCAAACCUAGUAAUUUUUUGUUGAUAUCCUAUAAACUUAUGUUUUAUGCAAUAAUUAAUAGUAUGUUUAAUUUUAAAGAUCAUUUAAAAUUAACAUCAGGUAUAUUUUGUAUAUUUAGUUAAUAAAUACAUAAAUUUUAAAAUUAUUCUUCCUCUCAAACAUAGGGGUGAUAGCAAACCUGUGGUAAAUAAAGGCAAUGCAAAAUAUUAGUAAAGUCACCCAAAGAGUCAGGCAUUGGGUAUUGUGGAAAUAAAGCUAUAUAAACUUAGAAUUUUUAAAAAAUAUGACUUUUUUACCUUUUACUAAAAACAUUCUCUUGCUGAAAUAUGUAAAGGGUAUAUUCAGUAGCCAAGAGUUGCAUGACUACUUCACACCAGUUCAUGAUACAACAGGUAUACAGGUUUUCUUUUAUAAGCAAGUACAACUCAAGAGUCUUCUGAAAAUACUCCAGAAAUUGCUUUAAAACUCGCAAGUGUGGGGCCGGGUGCAGUGGCUCAUGCCUGUAAUCCCAGCACUUUGGGAGGCCGAGGCAGGUGGAUCACGAGGUCAGGAGUUCGAGACCAGCCCAGUCAAUAUGGUGAAACCCAGAAUCUAAUAAAAAUAUAAAAAUUA
Messenger RNA from Symphalangus syndactylus (siamang), 10511 nucleotides. RefSeq names its product ATP binding cassette subfamily A member 6 (gene ABCA6). Lineage: Eukaryota; Metazoa; Chordata; Mammalia; Primates; Hylobatidae. Gene Ontology annotation, cellular component: membrane; intracellular membrane-bounded organelle. Gene Ontology annotation, molecular function: lipid carrier activity; ATP binding; ABC-type transporter activity. Gene Ontology annotation, biological process: lipid transport; transmembrane transport. The record is from RefSeq and is a predicted model, not a curated record.